UUAUUGUGCACACAGGACGUCCCAGUGCAGGUCUCUACAGAGGCUGAUGCUGAAGGAAUGCUGCUCAUCUCGACCGACUCCACAGCUCAGUGAAAGCUUUUGUAAAGGUCUUGUCUCUAAGCAGAAGUCUGGAUUUUCUAGUUAAGUUAGUAACUUAACUAUCGCCCAUCUGCUGUGCACGGCACCCGACCCGACAUAUCAACCGAUUCAUCGGACAGUUAAAAUGAAAAGGAACAGCGUUUAUAGAUUUUUAUCAGUAUUUUCUUGUCUAAUUGUCUGUGUUUUCCUCUUGUUUUGGGUUUUUGUCUUUUAUUCGAUGGUUUUGGCACCUUAAGAUUUUUUGGGGGACUAUUACACAGCACAAGAGGACUUGGCACCCAUAUAAAGCGUUGGUUUGCGGAUGGUUAACGAUAUUUGCCAGCACUGUUUACAGAAGCAGGACAAUAUGAUGCUUUAAAACAUUUAUAUGAAAAGCGUGUAUGCUAACACCGAUUAAGAUUCUACAGUCUUUUAAUUGUCAAAAUAUUACAUUUAAAGCAUGAACUAGUCGUGGCACCAGCGAAAACGGCACCUUAACUUACAUUCUGCAUGCUCUUGUUUCUCAUUAAAAUAAUUUUCAAGUAAUUUGUGAAGCGCUAGCUGUGUUCCGUACCAAAACAAACCGACUGCGCAUGCGUGCAAGCUGACCGUGGUCAUAUGACAUCAACCAGGAAGUGCUCGUCUGGAAUCAAACGCAUCAGUCCUGAUGGAAGCCCAGUCGAUGGAGAGAGGCGCAGCCGCCCCAAAGCUGCAGUUCGCCCCCUUCUGCAGUGCCCUGGAGGCAGGAUUCUGGCAUCAGCUCACCCAGAAGAAGCUCAACGACUUCCGCUUAGACGAGAGUCCCAAACACAUCAAAGGCUACUACUAUAACGGUGAUCCCGUUGGCUUGCCGACACGCUUGACACUGGAGUUCAGCGCAUUUGAUGUUGAUGGAGCCACACCUGCUCGCUGCUGUCCAGCUUCUGGAACUCUCUACAACACCAACACAUUAGAAGCCUUCAAAACCACCGACAAGAGAGCGCUGCUGGAGCAAGCAGCCAGUGAGAUCUGGAGCGAUAUUCAGUCAGGAGCUGUGCUGGAAGACUCCUCAAUCCUGAACAAAUUCAUCCUCUUGACAUUUGCGGAUCUGAAGAAAUAUCAUUUCUAUUAUUGGUUCUGCUUCCCUGCCCUUUGUUUUCUGGAGGGGGUCCAGCUGCUGCAGGUGCCGGUGUCAUUAGAGCACAGCUUCUCUGCCAAACAGAUAUCAAGCCUGCAAACGGCGUAUGAUGAUCUGUGCACCUCCAGGGGUACGACGGCAGUCCCUCAUUUUCUGCUCAAGUACACAGAUGAAAGUGUUGAAGUCGCUCCUCUCAAAGACUUGACCUCCUUCUUCCCAGACCUAAAGAAGAUUACCGUGGGUGUGUAUGACCCAUGCACACUCCCUCAACAUCCAGGCUGGCCUCUCAGAAACUUUCUCAUCCUCCUCGCGAAAAAAUGGGGUUCACAGCUGGAUGUGCUGGAGGUUCUGUGCUUCAGAGACAGGACUCUACAAGGGAGCCGCUCAGUUCAGCACAGCAUCAUCUUUCGGGUCAAGCUCCCAGACCUCACUGCUUCUGCAGUAUGUCCAAAGAGUGUGGGUUGGGAGAAGAACGCCAAAGGUGCGAUGGGACCUCGAAGUGUCAAUCUCAGUGAAUGUAUGGAUCCUAAAAGGCUCGCCGAGUCUUCCGUCGAUCUGAACCUGAAGCUGAUGCGUUGGAGGCUGGUCCCGUCUCUGGAUCUGGAUAAGGUCGUGUCCACGAGGUGUCUGUUGCUGGGAGCUGGGACUCUGGGCUGCAAUGUAGCAAGAACACUGAUGGGCUGGGGUGUGAGACACAUCAGUUUCGUGGACAAUGCGAAGAUCUCCUACUCGAACCCAGUGCGGCAGCCGCUCUAUGAGUUUGAAGACUGUCUGGGUGGAGGGAAGGCUAAAGCUCUCGCCGCGGUGGACCGACUACAGAAGAUCUUUCCUGGUGUGCAUGCGGAGGGCCACACCAUGAGCAUCCCAAUGCCAGGCCACCCAGUGAACUUCUCUGAGCAGACGAUGACUCAAGCUCGGCAGGACGUGGAGCAGCUGGAGAAGCUCAUCUCUGAACACGAUGUGGUCUUCCUGUUGAUGGACACUCGUGAGAGCCGCUGGCUUCCCACCGUCAUCGCUGCUAGCCAGAGAAAGUUGAUAGUUAAUGCUGCCCUGGGGUUCGACACGUUUGUGGUAAUGAGACACGGCCUUAAGAAAGCCAAGGAGUCCUCGUCUGAAGAGUCCAGCCCCAUGUCUGCCUCCUCCAGCUCCUCCUGUUCCUCCACACCUGCAGCCUCCAUCACACCAGGAGCGUCUCUAUUCUCCAACAUCCCUGGACAUCGUCUCGGCUGCUACUUCUGUAAUGAUGUGGUCGCCCCUGGGGACUCUACCAGAGACAGGACUCUGGACCAGCAGUGCACAGUGAGCCGUCCCGGUCUGGCCAUGAUCGCUGGAGCCCUGGCCGUGGAGCUGAUGGUCUCUGUACUCCAGCACCCAGAGGGAGGUUAUGCAGUGGCCAGCAGCAGUGAUGACCGGAUGAAUGAACCCCCGACCUCGCUGGGUCUCGUCCCCCAUCAGAUUCGAGGAUUCCUGUCAAGAUUUGACAACGUUCUUCCUGCAAGUUUGGCGUUUGACAAAUGCACCGCAUGCUCGCAGAUAGUUCUUGAGAACUACGAGCGAGAAGGUUUCCAGUUCCUGGCCAAGGUCUUUAACUCCUCCCACUCCUUCCUGGAGGAUCUGACCGGCUUGACUUUGCUCCAUCAGGAGACUCAGGCCGCUGAGAUCUGGGACAUGAGUGAUGACGAGAGCAUCUGAAGGACUCUGGACCAGACGGCUGGAGACUCUUCGCUUCUCCUACAUUGGUCUUCAGACACAGGAUCCUUCAUGCACUUGUUGAUAUAUUUGUCUUAACCAUUAACGUGAAAUCACAUUAUAGCUGUCGGUGAUGGUUCGUCAGCACGAAAGCGAUGAGAAUAAACAUGAUGUGAACUGCUCCGGUCUAGAUGCCCAGGCCAGUGUUGUUCUGUCUGUAAAAGAUAGCUCACUCAAAAAUGAGGAAUGUCAUAAUUAACACACCCUCAUGUUGUUCCUAAACUCAAACUCUCUGUUCAUACUAGAAACACAAAAUUACUGUAUUUUCCGGACUUUAAGUCGCACUUUUUUUCAUAGUUUGGCUGAAAAACACGUCUGAAAAAUACGGUAGUCUUCUUUUCUCUCUCUCUCUCCAUACCAGCAACUGUUUAGUUCUCAACAUUAAGAAACUCAUACAGGUUUACAGCAAUUUGAGGGUGAGCAAAUGAUGGCAGAGUCUUUAUUUUUGGGUGAAUUUCCCUGCCCUAUAUAUAUAUAUAUAUUUUUUUUUUUUUUUCAGGAAAUCGUCAGCCGUCACUGUCAGGGCAGUUAAUUUGUCACAUAUGGACUAAGAUGCUUUGUCUUCAGGCAGUUAUAACCCUGGCCUGAUGUUCAUUAUGUGUGUGUUAGAUUAUGGCAGGUGUCUGGUUUGUGUUCAAGUGAAUGUGCUCAUCUCUGGUGUCACUCAUCGCUCUCCUACAGUCUAGACAUGUGCUAUUGGUGUUUUAUUAGCAUUUGUUUGCAUAAUAAAAGUAUAUGCACAUAAUCAA
Molecule: messenger RNA, 3693 nt
Organism: Carassius gibelio (silver crucian carp)
Lineage: Eukaryota; Metazoa; Chordata; Actinopteri; Cypriniformes; Cyprinidae
Product: ubiquitin-like modifier-activating enzyme ATG7
Exons: 20
Coding region: 746-2887 (713 amino acids)
Biological process (GO): cellular response to nitrogen starvation; autophagy of mitochondrion; C-terminal protein lipidation
Cellular component (GO): phagophore assembly site; cytoplasm
Molecular function (GO): Atg12 activating enzyme activity; Atg8 activating enzyme activity
Source: RefSeq, a predicted model, not a curated record